Molecule: messenger RNA, 828 nt
Organism: Prorocentrum cordatum
Lineage: Eukaryota; Dinophyceae; Prorocentrales; Prorocentraceae
Source: the annotation of a GenBank genome assembly
CCAUUUCUUUCUCCAUUCGGGCGCUGCGAUCUCGGCAGCCUCUUCACGGAGAGAAGGCUGGCACCGGCCUCAUCCCUCUUUCCUCUGUGGGAGCCGACGACCUCCAUCUGCGAGUUGAGGAAAGAGACUUGGCAGAGUGCUGGCCCUCCGUCAUGCCGUCGCAGUACCAGCAGAUCAAGGGGGAGCGGUACGAGCGGGAACUGCUGGAUAUCGCGAGGCAGAAGGCCCGGGAUGGCCGAGGCUUCCUCCGCGAGCUUGGGCAGGACGUCGCGGAGAGGCUGUGGGAGGCGGCCAUGGACGGCAGAGGCGUCACGGCCACCGAGCGGAAGACGCUCGAGUUUAUCAUGGAGGGCGGCGACGGGCAGUUCACGGUAAGCGCGGCUGGCAAGGCGUAUUUGAGGCGGAAGCUGGACCAGGAGCCCCCCGUCGGCGGCGGAGGCCGGCCCGCCGCGGCCGAGCGGCAGCCUGCCGCCGAGCCGCCCGGCGGCCGCGGCAUGGGCAGCGGGGGCUAUUACAGGCGGGUGCAAGGCAUGAACUACGACCGCGCGCUCUUGGAUAGCGCCGACAGGAUAGUCUCUAGAGACGGCUCCAUCACCAUGAGGGAAGCGCUCCAGCUGUGGGCCGAUGCACACGACGGGCGCGGCGUCACGGACUGCGAGCGCCGCACGCUGGAGUACAUUUGGGCGGCUCGGGGCACACAGACCCGGCUUCUAUCCUCUCUCUGUCUCUCUCUCUCGCGCGCUUUCUUUACAAUGACACAAUCUGAAUACUACUCUCCUCUCUCCCCUGUUGGCGUCCGGAAAAUGUUCGGCCUCCUCUCCGCGCACG